Molecule: messenger RNA, 1335 nt
Organism: Uranotaenia lowii
Lineage: Eukaryota; Metazoa; Arthropoda; Insecta; Diptera; Culicidae
Exons: 1
Coding region: 1-1335 (444 amino acids)
Biological process (GO): DNA integration
Molecular function (GO): nucleic acid binding
Source: RefSeq, a predicted model, not a curated record
AUGGACGGUCGUAUCGGCGCCGCCCCCAACUUGCCGAUCGAAGCUAAGUACCCUAUAAUCUUAGCUAAGACCCAUCCAUUAACCUUUCUAAUUGUAGAUUAUUAUCACCGACAGUUCCUGCACCACAACGCCGAAACAGUCUUCAACGAGCUUCGUCAACGCUUUUACGUACCUGGGAUGCGAAGAUUAAUUCGUACCGUCGCCAGCCGGUGCCAGUGGUGCAAAGUUUACAACAAGUAUCCAGUUCAACCCAAGAUGGCGCCACUACCGAGAGCACGCCUGGUCGCCUUCCAGAGACCUUUUUCUUACGUUGGUCUUGAUUAUUUUGGACCCCUGAUGGUGAAGGUUGGUCGCUCUCAUGUAAAACGUUGGGUGGCACUUUUCACGUGCCUGACCACCCGAGCAAUUCACAUGGAAGUUGCCCACAGCUUAUCUACAAUAUCCUGUAAGAUGUGCAUUCGUAGAUUCAUCGCUCGCAGAGGAGCUCCCAUAGAGAUUUAUUCUGAUAACGGGACUAACUUCCGAGGUGCCGCAAAUGAGCUUCGUGCCCAACUAAAGGACAUUAAUCAACAAUGCGCCACAUCGUUUACAAACGCUAAUACAAAGUGGUACUUUAAUCCCCCAGCAUCACCACAUACCGGUGGUGUAUGGGAAAGGCUCGUUCGCUCGGUAAAAACAGCGCUUGAGUGUUUUUACGACGUACCGAGAGUUCCCGAUGAAGAGACCUUUGAAACCAUUAUCCUAGAAGCGGAAAGUAUGGUCAACAGUAGACCUUUGACUUACAUACCAUUGGAAACCUCGAAUCAAGAAGCUCUAACACCCAAUCAUUUUUUGCUCGGAAGUUCAAAUGGGGUCAAACAACCGUCUCAAAAUCCAACAAGUGCUCUCGAGAGUCUCCGUAGUAGCUGGAACCUGGCCCAACUUAUUCUUGAUGGCUUUUGGAAACGUUGGCUGAAGGAGUACCUCCCGACGAUUGCUCGGCGCACUAAAUGGUUCACAGAAACCAAACCGAUGGAACCUGGGGAUCUAGUAUUUGUGGUCGACGACAAGAAACGGAACAGCUGGAUCCGAGGCCAAGUUGAGGAGAUCGUUCCGGGAAAAGAUGGGGUGGUCAGGCAAGCACUUGUUCGAACAAGUGCUGGUACUAUUCGCAGAGGUGUCGGAAAUCUAGCCGUUAUUGAUGUCAUUAAGGAUGGUGAGACACCGGAUGCUAAAGCUGCAACCUCGCCUCACGGGGUGGGGAAUGUUACGGCCGAAAAUGUAUCUUCCAACCCCUCGAUUCCUGACGGUUCACCGAAGGACAAGGAUGGCAACCCGGCGGGAAUGGAUAAGUAG